AUUGGCUCCGCUUCUCUUAACGUGUCAUAAACAGUGCAAUCCGGAUGGUGACAGCAAUUCUUCAUAUAAACCUUUUAAAUAACGGUAUAAUGACGCCGUGAAGACAUUGGAAACGCGUUUAAAAAGGUGUAAAAACAAUGGAGGACAUUAAAAAUCUUCCCAUCGACAUACAGACCAGCAAGCUUUUAGACUGGCUGCUGGAUCGACGGCACUGUAAUCUGAAAUGGCAGACGACAGUAAAGGCGGUCAGGGAGAAGAUCAACGCUGCCAUCCAGGACAUGCCGGAGAACGAGGAGAUCAAGCAGCUCCUCUCUGGCUCCUACAUUCACUACUUUCACUGCUUGAGGAUAGUGGAGAUACUGAAGGGGACUGAGGCUUCCUCUAAGAACAUCUUUGGCAGAUAUUCAUCUCAGAGGAUGAAGGACUGGCAGGAGAUUGUCUCCCUUUAUGAAGCAGAUAACAUCUAUUUGGCGGAGGUGGCCAGCUUGCUGAUUCGCAAUGUAAGCUACGAAGGCCCGGCUCUGAGGAAGCAGCUGGCCAAAGCCCAGCAGAUGCAGCAGGAGCUGAGCAGACGGGAAACAGAGUGCCAGAGCUCAGCUGCAGACCUGAGGGAACGAUACUAUGCCGCCUGCAAACAGUAUGGCAUCAGAGGAGAAAAUGUGGCUCGAGAGCUUCAGGCUCUGGUGAAAGACUUACCGGCGGUUCUCGACGAAGUCGGGAAGGACGCAGCAAAGUUGGAAGAGCAAAUCCAGCUUUACUCUGCUUUUACAAACUUUGUAUGUGACUGGUCUGAACCAGUCCUGCCCAUGCUGACAUUUGCCCAAAAAAGAGGAAACGCAACAUUUUAUGAGUGGAGAACGGGGAAAAUCCCCACAGUUGUUGAAAGGCCAGUUGUUGAGGAAGCACCACCUGAUGCAGUCACAGAUGACACGAUUGACUGGGGCGACUUCGACAAAGGAGCAGAUGACGUGGGUGUGAGUUCAGGCAUCACAGUUGAGGGUGGAAUAGACUGGGGCAUCAGUCUAGAGCCGAACUCUGAGGACACCGAUGCAGGUGCCAUCGACUGGGGUGACAGCGAAGCAGCUCCCGUUGUUAUUGAAGUUGUAGAUGCAGGAACAGACUGUCCCGAGGGCGUGGCAAAGGGGGAGGAUGCUCUGAGCAUACUGGAAAACUCUCAGUCACGCAGCCAGUUCAUCGAUGAGCUAAUGGAGAUGGAGGUGUUCUUAACGCAGCGCAUUAGCGAGAUGGGAGAGGAAGGAGACGUCGUAGCUAUGAGCCAGUUCCAGCUCGCCCCCUCUGUUAUCCAAAACCAAACCCGCAAACACGUCCAGGAGAUGCUGUCUCAGGUGCAGGACCUCGUGGGUCGGCUCACCUCUCUUCGAAUGCAGCACCUGUUCAUGAUCCAGGCCUCGCCACGGUAUGUCGAACGUGUGUCGGAGGUGCUGAGACAGAAGCUGAAGCAGGCAGACAUUCUGGUGCUGAAAGGUGCCACCAUGGCUGAGAAGAGGCAGGAGGCCCUAGAGGAGCAGUCCAGACUGGAGCCUCGAGUUGACCUGCUGGCAGGACGCACCCGGGAACUCCAGAAACUGAUUGAAGCAGAUAUUUCAAAGCGAUACCACAACAGGCCUGUCAACCUGAUGGGAGUUAUUAUCUAGAGAGCCUCACAGAAGGUCGCUAUCUACAAGGAAAAAUAAAAAUCGGUAUUUAAUUAAAA
Messenger RNA from Mugil cephalus (flathead mullet), 1714 nucleotides. RefSeq names its product CDK5 regulatory subunit associated protein 3 (gene cdk5rap3). Lineage: Eukaryota; Metazoa; Chordata; Actinopteri; Mugiliformes; Mugilidae. Gene Ontology annotation, biological process: regulation of mitotic cell cycle; regulation of cyclin-dependent protein serine/threonine kinase activity. The coding region runs from base 138 to 1655 and encodes 505 amino acids. The transcript has 14 exons. The record is from RefSeq and is a predicted model, not a curated record. Gene Ontology annotation, cellular component: endomembrane system.